ACCAUGGAAGUAGAUUAGUAAUAAGACCUUAAUACAACAAGACAACUGUUUCUUUUCCCCAGUGCUAGCAGGGCUACACUACCAGAAAUACCAGCACCAUGCGGACCCUCCUGGCUUUGUUUGUCCUGGCCUCCUUGGCUAUUCAGACUGUCUUUUCUUGUUCUGUGUGCAAAGGCGAGGGCUUGAAAUGCCACACCUGCGUGUCAGCCAAUGAGGAUGAAUGCAAUCGACAAGGAUCGCAGAGCUGCCCCCAGUUCGCAGACGCCUGCUCCACCAUCACUGGAACAAACACAGUCAUGAAGUCCUGUACUUACAAGGCCUUCUGUGACAAAGCCCACCACAGCAACUCUGGCAUGAAGAUGGACUGCUGCUUCACAGAAGACUGCAAUGGACCCCACAAAGGAAAGAGUGCCAGUCAUAACGCUGGGGCUGCCCUUCUCUACAACCCCACUUUAAUGUUCGGAGCUUUGCUCACCAAGCUGGCAUUCAGCAGACUCUAAAAAGCAAAACCAACCCAACCCUAAAGCUAGUCCCUCCCACCUUCCUCAUGCAGGGGUGUAUUGAUUUGCUGUAGGCACAAAAUGCACCGUCUUGAAAAGCAGUGACAGGACCUUUUCCUGUUGUCAGAUGCAGUAACCGUAAUUCUAUGUGCAGCGGUUAAGAAGCCAGGACUUUAGAGCACACUGGCUUCUUUUUAUUAAAGCUAUCAAACUAAAUUUCAUAAAAUUUUAAAUGCAUCCUCUUGUCAGUCAUAUAUUACCAUGUUUUUUUUUCAUAACCCAGCAUGAGAGCAUAGAAAAGGUUACUUUCAGAUUUACUACAUUGUUAUUAGCUUUUAGUAACUAUUGCUUUAACCAAACCCUGUUGUCUCUGCUAUGUUGUAUGCUUAUACAUUUGCUCAGUGACAACUUCUUUUAAACGCUGUAACAUUAAAGAAAUCUGUAGUGAUUUUAAUUGUAGAAAGAAUUAGUGUGGAAGUAUCACUUAAGUCAGAAAUGGCUUAGCCCUUCUAACCCUGAGGAACUCCUGUAAACAAUGACAUACUUCAUAGUAUCCAAAACGCUCCUAGUGUUUAAAAUCAAUGGCUCAAGAAAUCUCACACUCUCUACAGUAUCUGAAAAUCUGAUUGGGGGAGUUAAGAAAACGUGUCAUGUUGUUACGAUACAAAUAUUGCUCAUGCAAAAUAAACACAGGGUGAGAAGAACUAUACAGACACAUUGUACAGCAAGUAGUGUAUUCUGCAGAUAUUGCAAAAAUGGUUUUGCAAUUAGACUCACGAAAUAGUCUGUGAACAUUGCAGAAAGUUAGUGUUACGCUGAAGUGAAAGGAAAAACUGCCACCAAAAAAAAAAAAAAAAUACCACACCACUGUAGGUAAAAAAAAAAAAAAGAAUUAAAUAAAUACAAUUCUAUAAAACAGAACAUUAUUGUGGAACAGUUUCAAACAUAAUACAGCAAUACCACUAUGUAGCAUGAAAAUCUGCAGUAACAAUCUGAAGCUAUUUUAUAUGCCAGUGGGAUGAAGACUUCAAGAAGGGAGGAGUGCCUGUUGCUAAAACUACUUUUAUUGAAUGUAAACAAACUGUCAAGUCCCGCUUUUUAAUAAAGUAAAGCCCAGGAGGCAAUGAAAGGAGGUCGUAUCUACAGAGCACACUUCUGAGCGACUGAAUUCUGUUCUGAGAAUAAGCAGAAGGCUCUAGUGCGGUCAUGUUCGUUUUUCAUGUAAUAUGACCCACAUGAAAAAUACUGUACGAGUUCAACCACAGUGAAAAAGCGCUACCAAGCAACAUGUUACAUUACUGCACUGAUUACUGCAACCCACAAUGACACUACCAUACAUUAAUCCUACAGUAGCGUCCUAUAGGAUAAUACAGUGCAGACUAAUGUAGUAGACUACAUUCUUUAUCAUUGGGCAAGGGCAUUUUGAGAUAAGGAAUGACGGCUAUUUGUUGCCUCAAAUUAAUGGCACUGUUGCCUAGUCCUAGUGAACUACAUCAUUUAUGAUACAGUACAUUCACAGACAGGUGGAAUCACUGAAGGUAUGCUCCAGGACUUCCAAAUAGAGAAUCCUGAAAAGUCACACUAGCAGUAUUUAUAGCUGUUUUUGUCUUUCUUAGCAUAUCAGUGCUUUCACCCGAGUUCAGGAGAUGCUCUUCAUUUCAAGCUGCUUACCAGAGACAAACUGUAUAACACAGGCUAGAUUCAGCAAAGCGUCUUUAUAGGAUGUAAGAGACAGCACCAAAGAAAAGUGGUUUUCAACAUUUCCAUCUCAAAUACCAGUGUUUCCAUCAGGGACCAUCAGGUGUACCAGUAACUAUGUGAGAUCUUAAACAACUGUUAUAAAACCUACCCCAUUACAACUGUG
Molecule: messenger RNA, 2364 nt
Organism: Acipenser ruthenus (sterlet)
Lineage: Eukaryota; Metazoa; Chordata; Actinopteri; Acipenseriformes; Acipenseridae
Product: activin receptor type-1C
Exons: 3
Coding region: 99-500 (133 amino acids)
Source: RefSeq, a predicted model, not a curated record